Molecule: messenger RNA, 516 nt
Organism: Rotaria sp. Silwood2
Lineage: Eukaryota; Metazoa; Rotifera; Eurotatoria; Philodinida; Philodinidae
Source: the annotation of a GenBank genome assembly
AUGAUUUAUCAUGAUUUAGAUCACAUCGGUCUUUUCUUUGCUAGUGUAUCGGAUGAUGGCUCAGAUUGGUCGACCAUCUAUUUUAUGAGUGAUGCAUCUCGUAAAAAAUUAGAUGAUGUUAUAAUUCGAACAAAAUUUUCAUCGUUACGUUGGACAACAGAUAAUCGUAGUAUUUUCUAUGCAACUUAUGCAGGUGCUCUAGAUAAUACUGCAUCGAACAACAAUUCAACUACUUCUACAGAAAAGGCAAAAGAUAAGUCACAAAAUGAAGUGACAUCAGCAACUAUUGAAGUAACUCAUAAUGACAUUCAAGAAGUUUAUUUUCAUUUACUUGGCACAUCUCUUGAAACAUCUGAUGAUGAACAAUAUUUAAUUGUUAGUAUAUCAAAAGAUAUAUUAUGUGAAAAUAAAUUUUGGUUUCUUUCAUUAUCAAAUUCAUCGAAUUCAAUUGUUGAACAACGAAGUUGCGCGAAAUUAAUUAAUCAUAUGGAUUUUGUUUAUGAUUGUGUCACAUGA